Molecule: messenger RNA, 2559 nt
Organism: Porites evermanni
Lineage: Eukaryota; Metazoa; Cnidaria; Anthozoa; Scleractinia; Poritidae
Source: the annotation of a GenBank genome assembly
AUGGCGACUUCUAGGGAAGACGCAGAAACUCAGGAACUAAAUCUCAUCUUGAAGUCCUUGGAAGAGGGAAGUAAUGGAAAUGGAAUCAUUUGGAAGGCAUGUGCUGAAAGUGGUUGUCUCCUUGUGUCCCUGUUGCAGGACGUUUUUCGCACCGAAAUCGGUUUCACGUUACGGCUUUAUGGAAGUUCCGCCGAAGAUUUGAAGAGCUCUAUGGCUGCCGAUGAUAUUGGAGAUUAUGAUAUUAUGGUCAUUCCCUCAUCUGAAUAUCUGUUGAUCGACGAUGAAAUGAUCGAAUAUUUGCCUCAGCACCCUCUGCACGUUAGAGUCAAAGGACGGGAUCACACCUUAUUGCAGUCCUGCCUUGUGGAAGACACUCCAUACGUCGCUACUUCAGCCAUAAAGGAGUUCCAUCCCUUAAUUUACGGCACAGAAGCGUCAGCUUUAAAGAUGGUCCCUCGUUUGCUACAGGCUGUAGUAACAAGUAGCAUUUGGGGCAGAGACUCCAAUAUAGGUGAGUGGGAAAACAAAGAGGCCGGGCCAGCUCUUCAGCUGAACUUUGACCAUUCAUUUUCUAUAUCAGAAUUUGCGAAAAGCCUGACCAACAAACACUCCUUCCCUAAUUAUGACCUCGCAGAAAUUGAAUACAUGUUUUUUUUAAUAUGUCAAGCGUAUGGCGAUGAAUACACCAAAGAACAAGCUGAAUUGUCAGAGAAAAUGGUUAAAUUUUAUAAUGAUUUUAAGAUGUCAUGGCAAGAUAACAACCCCCAGUUAUUGAUUCACGCACUCCCUCGUUUAGCGGUAGAGUUCAUAUUGAUGAGCAUAGAGUACGGGGCAGGCAUGGCAGCACUUCCUGCCAACCAAAGUGGAGAAUGCUUGGCUUAUACAGAAGAACGUAGUGAUGAGGAAAGAGGCGAGGAAAGUGAUGAGGAAAUUGUGACUCUAGAAGAUUCCUUCCUGUUUCACUUGUCUGACGGUGAAAAGGUCUCCCAAGAGACAAUGCCAUCCAAUGGUGGGUCAUUUCUCACUCCAGAAAAUGCUCAUGGAAGUCAAAAAAUUGCUGAAGACUUAAAACCCACUGCAAGUCAAUUACCAAUGGGAGGGUCAUCAGAACUGAGCCACAAACAGUCCUCACAACUCUCCAUGUCAAAGGAAGUGAGUGAAACAGAUCUAAACAAGGACAAAGAACAGAGAAAGAAUGAAAGCCAAAAUGACAGCAAAAGUGAAGCUGACAUGUCAGAAGAACAGCCCCUAGCAAAAAAAGGUGAACCAAGUUGCCCAGAUCACUUCUUUCUGGAUCACCUGUUGGGACCUUUAAGUGAAGUGCGAAAAGAAACAGAUGCAAAAGAAACUGUGCCAACCGUUGUGGGUGGAAUAGAUAUGGUUCCUUCCCUCAGGUGCCCUGGAUGGCCGCAGGUUGCAUGGGAUUGGGUAGAACGAGAUCGAAAAUGGCCUUCACCUGAUGUAGUUGAAAAAGUUGUUCAGGAGGGCUUCCAUUUAGUGGUUAAGCCUCCAAAGAAUGGUGGAAAUCCAGAAUGCAACUUCAGAAUUUCCUUUUCCCAUGCAGAAUACCUGUUAAGUCAGGAGAUGAAUGAAGUCCAGCGCGGAUGUUACUGCUGCCUGAAAAAGUUUCAUCGAACCUAUCUUUCCAAAGAUCCAGAGGGUUUGGUGUCCUUUCAUUUGAAAACCCUACUUCUGUGGACAAUUGAAGAAACUGGUGCUGAAGUUUGGACUGAGAGUAACAGAGUGGAAUGCUUCAUGAAGCUCUGUAGAAACCUUUUGCAAGCUCUGACAAAAAAGGAAUUACCGCAUUUCUUUGUGAGAUCUUACAACUUGUUAGGUGCAGAUUAUGUGGAUGAUCCCAAGAUUCUUGAAACAUUGGCAAGAAAAGUCAAGAAGAUGGUAGAGGAUCCAAUGCUUUCAGUCAAGGAGUUGAUUCAGAAGGUGCCAGAACUGGAAAAGGGGAAAAACACUUUAAGCACUAAACCAACUAUCACAAUUAAGACAGCUUCAGAACAAGGGAAUGCAGUGGAAAGGGAAGAAACUCCACACAAUGACAGCCGAGUGGCUUUGACUCCCGUAAAGGAGGGUGCCUCUUGUUCGGUUGCAAGCUCAGGGCCAGGCUAUCGCUUUCACGAUCUGAAGGAGAUAUACACUGUCAUAAUCCAAGAGUUAAUUAGUCUGGCUUUAACUCAUGGUGAUGAUCAAACUAUUGAAGCCCUUGAACCUCUUGAAAGAGCCUUGGUAGGUGAUAUCAGAGAAAUGUUCAAAGGUGAGAAUGUUGAAAUUGUGCUGAUUAAUGAACUGUUUGAAAAGAUGUGGAACCUGCUUUACCCAAAGAUUUGGAUGAAUCCAGAACCAAACAUGAGGCACUGUAUGCUUGUUGCAAUCCAAGAACUACUUGAAGCGCUGAGGGAAGAUGACACUGAAUCAAAUGUAGAUUCCUUUUCCUUCCACCACCUGGUUCCACCCGGCAUAAUGACUGAGAUGUUCAGUAGAAUAAUGAACAAAAUCAUUCGAAGUACAGCUAAAAUGGAUGAAGGAGACAUUCCACAGCACUGA